AUGGAGCUUCUGCAAUCUAAAACAAACUACUAUUAUGUUAUGGACUUUUUAGGGAGAGGGGCUUUUGGAAAGGUGGUGAAGGGCAGGAUGGGGAACAGUGGGGAACAUGUGGCUAUAAAAAUCCAAAGAAAUGAUGAUGACAGAAGCCAUGGAAUUUGGCAUGAGAUUAAAAUGCUAAAUGCCUUAAAAAAAGUUGACUCAGACAAAUGGAACUUCAUACGUUUCUAUGAAUAUUUAUAUGACAGCAACAAAUUUUAUCUGGUUUUUGAACUCCUGGAGCAAAGCCUUUAUGAUUAUCAGAAGCAAAAUAGUUUUACACCGCUUCCCAUAAACCACAUCAGGACCAUAACAACUCAAGUCCUAAUAGCUUUAAGCAAGUUACAGGAACUUUCCAUCAUGCACACUGAUCUAAAACCAGAGAAUAUAAUGCUUGUCAAUCAAGCAAAAUAUCCAUUCAAAAUAAAACUUAUUGAUUUUGGUAAUGCAUGUAUUUCACAGGAUGCUAAUUAUUUUAAACAACCCUAUAUGCAGACACGAUAUUACAGGUCUCCUGAAAUACUUCUAGGAUUACCCUUCUCUUCAAAAAUUGACAUGUGGUCUCUUGGAUGUAUCAUUGGCGAAUUACACCUUGGAUUGCCUCUGUACCCAGGAGCCCAUGAAUACUAUCAAAUUUGCUACAUAUAUGACACCCAUGGAAUGCCCAAGAGCCAACUGCUGUCUGCAGGAGGUAAAACAUUAAACUUUUUUAAAAAGAUAAUUGAUAAUAAUAUUGGGAGCAAAUGGUCACUAAAAUCAGAGGAAGAGUAUUGGUUUGAAACCAAAAUAAUACCUCAGGAAACAAGAAAAUAUGUACUGACAUCACUCAACCAGCUCAAAAUGAUCAAUGCUCCUUCUUAUUCAGAUAAUGACUUCAUGGCUGAAUAUAAUGACCUGGAGAACAUGGUCAGUUUGAUAAAACGGAUGCUUACAUGGGACUCCCAUGAAAGAAUAAGCCCCGAUUUGGCUAUAAGACAUCCCUUUAUUUCUGUCAGAGAGAUGAAAACCGAGUAUGGAAAGACUUUCCAGAACUUAAUUGAAAAAGAAAAAGCACAAAACCAAAAAUUCAACAUACUCCCAGGCUACCAGGCCCAUAUGUCUUCUCUGAAAAUCGAUAUCGACCAAAUGGUCAAUGUGUACAUUAAAGAACCAAGAGAAGUAAAGAUCAACAUUUGGGAGGAGGAAACAGAGAUGGACAUUAAACAGCUAAAAUCAUCUCUGGAAAUUUCUGCAGCACAUCAAGAUUGUAACAUAAUCAUUCCAGAUAGCAAUGCAACUCGAUCUUAUCAUAAUUCGAGAGAUGAUCCUGGAAUGGUGUAUGCAGAACAACACUCAAAGGUCCAUCACAAGCCCAGUGAUUCCAAGCAAUUUGAUGAAGAAACUUGCAGCUACAGAUCAGUGUCUGUAUUAGACAGGAUCAGAUUAUGUUUCAGACACCUCACUCAUCGCAUACUGUAA
This is a messenger RNA of Bombina bombina (fire-bellied toad), 1494 nucleotides long. RefSeq names its product homeodomain-interacting protein kinase 4-like. The record is from RefSeq and is a predicted model, not a curated record. The coding region runs from base 1 to 1494 and encodes 497 amino acids. Gene Ontology annotation, molecular function: ATP binding; protein serine/threonine kinase activity; protein tyrosine kinase activity. NCBI's taxonomy places the organism in Eukaryota, Metazoa, Chordata, Amphibia, Anura, Bombinatoridae. Gene Ontology annotation, cellular component: cytoplasm; nucleus. The transcript has a single exon. Gene Ontology annotation, biological process: peptidyl-serine phosphorylation; peptidyl-threonine phosphorylation.